This is a messenger RNA of Tetranychus urticae (two-spotted spider mite), 4615 nucleotides long. RefSeq lists its product as uncharacterized. Gene Ontology annotation, biological process: signal transduction. The record is from RefSeq and is a predicted model, not a curated record. Lineage: Eukaryota; Metazoa; Arthropoda; Arachnida; Trombidiformes; Tetranychidae. Gene Ontology annotation, molecular function: protein binding.
AUUGGGUGACAAAGGAAACUGAAUGACGAAGUUAUGGGAAGACGAGUUGAUCAACUCUUUGGUUGAUGAUCAGCUUAUUACAUUUGACCCUGUCCUUGAUAGACUGUUAUAGCUGUUCAUUUGGUUACCAAUUGUCAACAAUUUAAUUUACUUCUGUGAAAUAAACAAAUAAUUUUGACUAUUUAAAUGUUCAUCAACACGCUCAUGAAAUUGUCUUUCCUCUUCCUGAUUCUCCCUUAUUCCUAGUCAACCAAUCAUUAUCAAUAUCAGAAUGAAGAAGCAAGAGAAAAGGUUAAAUCUUUUAUGAAUAGAUUCUUUUUUUUCAACGUUAUUGUGAUUAUUAAAUAUCGUAAUAUUACCUUUCUUUUUCCUUCCCUUGUCUUGAUAACUUUGCUAAAGCAAAACUCGUUUCCAUGGAGUUGAAAAUUCUAAACAUAUAUCAAUAAAAAUAUCAAUAUUAACCUUAACAUGAAAUAUUAGUUGUUGAAAAAAACAGUGAAAAUCAAAUUUUAUUUCUUGAAAUCUGUUUCUAUUGGAAUAUUUUGCAAACCAUGAUUCCAACAAUCGCCAGUUAAUUCAACAGUUUGAUCUGUUUCAUCAAUUCGUGAUAACUUUUCAAGUCUGAGACUUAAAGAGUAGUUUUGCAGAUAUCAACAGUUGCCACUGUUUUGAUAACUUGAGGCCGAUUGACGCCAAACAAAUAGUAAUAUGCGAUUCCAUGAAAUUGUCUAUGGGUCAAAUAUAUCAUUAAAUAAAUUGAGAACUCAAGCAACCAGAAUCAAUGAUCAAUGUUUCUGUGAUGGAAUCAUUUUUUCAGCCAAACCAAUCAAGUUGAAUCAAUUGGUUACUCUUGAGAUUGAAUCGUUCUCAACCAAAUGGAAAGGUUGUCUCAACGUUGGGUUAACAUGCCGAGAUCCGUUAACCUUUGUAAAAGAAAGGCCACUUCCAAAGUAUUCCUAUCCGGUUGGUUUGUGUUCAGACGAUGGUGUUUGGAUUAAACCUUUGCCCUCCCAUUGGAACCGAUCAAAGGUUACCUUUCUAUUGACUGGUAAUACCAGUAGUUCUGGAAGUUCAGUCCAAUUGUAUCUUGUCAACUCAAAUGAAACCCGGUAUCCAUUUAUACUUGCCCUUCCAUCCAGUAUGGAAACCAGUUUCUGGUUCAUAUUUGAUCUUUAUGGUCGUACAACCAGACUCUCUGUUUGUGACUUUAAUGGUAUGACUUUCAAGAUACCAACGUCCAUUACCCUCCAAGGUCCAAAUGUUGUUCGUGUUUACGAAAAGUGUUGCUCCAAAUCAUCUUUAAAAUACAAUUGGACUCGAGUAUUUACAAUCGGUCCACCCAAAUCGGGUAAAUCAACUUUAAAAAACAUUCUCCUAAAUUCAAGCGAAAACGAUGAUUGUAUUCUGGAUAAUCGGAGAAGCUGUUUGACUGAUUUAAAUGGCUCUUGGCGACUAAACGAUUUAAAUGAUGUUGAACUAAAUUUGCCAGAUGAAGAGACUUUGUUCAAAAUGAUGAGCUACAACAUCGUUAAAGAAUUGAAGAUCAACAAAUCAAAUAAGGAAGAAAACGACGAAAAUAUAACUCUAAAUGCAGCCGAGAUACUAAAGUCAGCUCUUAAAUUGUCUAAUAGGAAGAAUGACCAUUUCGAUGAUAUAAAUGGUCUUGAUAACCAAGAAACGGUUAAAUUGUUACCAGUUAAGUUGCGCGAAAUGAUUGAUAAUAUGUUAGCAAAGCAGGCCAAUAUAUCAGAUGUUUCGGAUAUCGAUGAGAAGGAAAUACAAACAAUGAUUUAUACGAAAUACAAUUUUUGGGACUUUCAAGGAAACUCAUUAUACUUUCUAAUAAACCAAAUACUGCUCAGUUCUCAGGGUAUUUACCUGAUGGUAAUUGACCUGAGUAAAGAUUUGGACCAAACAGUUGCCACAGAUGAUAACUUUUUCCAGGCCGAAGGAGCCAAAGACGAUUACACUGCUUUAAAUUUGAUUCAUCAUUGGCUUUCAUUGAUUUACAGUCAUGUUAGCAAUCAUGUGUUUAUUGAUGAUUUCCGAUCGACCGAAGAGUUGGAGGAUGAUGAAGAUGCCAUAUCAAACCCUAAAGUAAUCAUCAUUGGUACUCAUGGCGACUCUUUGAGCGAUCAGUCAACCAAUUUAGGUGAAGAAGAAGAUGGACAAAAUAAAUUGACGCCAGUUGAAGUAUUUAACCGUAUUGAGGAAUCAUUAGCAGGAAAGGUUUACCGAUCGAUUGUCCAUUUAAAAUACUUUCCUAUUGACUGUUCAUCAAUCAGCGAUUCUCAAAUUAAUGAGAUUAGAUCGGCUGUCGAUGAGAUUGUGUUGCAGCAAAAGUUGAUUGACCAUGAUAUACCUUAUUCGUGGAUCCAGUUUGAACAAAUUAUCGAGAGACUGGUUCGAAAGGGAAUCCAUUUUGUUGACAUUAAUCAAAUUUACGAGUUAACCAAAGUACACAUUAGUGAUGUUAAGUCAAUGGACGUUCUUCAAGCGAUCCUUCAAUUUUACCAUCUUUCAGGACGCCUCUACCUUUUCAAGUCAAGCUAUUCGACCUCAAAUGACAUGCUUAUUGUUUUGGAUCCCGUUUGGUUCGCCAAUUGUUUCUAUCAAUUGUGUCAAGUUGCCUCGUCCUAUGAUUCAGUUGAUUGUGGACGAUUGUCUGGUAUUUUGACUGAUGAUACAAUUACCGAAGCAUGGAAGGAAUAUCUUGAACAUAAAACGGUUCUUCUUGGUUGCCUUGAAAAGUUAGACAUUAUUUGUGAACUCAAUUGUGGACUGGAUCUGGAUGAACCUCCUGACUUGACCUCACUCCGUCUUCAACCAAAGGUUUACCUGUUUCCCUGGAUAGCUCAAGCCACUCGCGAAUCUGACUCACUGUUUACUGAUCCAAACGCCAUUGCAUUAGAAUUGAUUAACCAAUUUAAAUUUUCCAUUAGUUUUAACAACAUUUUACCCAUUGGCCUUUUCUCUCGUUUGGUUGUCCGUUUGUGUCGCUGGUCUUGGAGACAGGGUUGGGGUCGAAGACCAGAGAUUUGGCAUUCUUGGGCUCGGAUAGCAAUUGACUUUGAUCAUGAUUUAAUACUUAAGGUCAACUUGACUCAGCAAAGAUUUUUCAUUAUUAUAACCAAAAUUUAUGACACGAUUGGUGGUGAAAGUGAUCCAACUGUUACUGGACCAGCUCCUAAUGUUUGCGUUAAAGCUCGUCAUCUAAUUGAAAGUGAACUGGAAACGCUUCAAAACUUUUACUAUCGCCGUAUUGUUUAUUCACUCGAAGUGCCUUGUCCAUGUGACCUGUCGUGUAAAGAUCAUAUGAAAAAAAGUUGCACAGAAGAGCAAUGCCUUCAUUUUAUCCCUUUGAACAAAUGUCUCAGUAAAAAGGUUGUUGAAUGUGAUUAUCGACAAAUCCGCACAAAUUUUGUCCAAAAAUAUUUUCCUGUUUUGCCAUAUUAUGCAUCAGCUUCUGGCCAAUAUUCUGGAAUCACCGAUGAUUCUGCCUUAUCGUUGUAUGAACAUCCUUAUAUAAAUACUUAUGAAGACAUUUUCCGUCUUGAGCCUCUUUGGAUGCGUGAUGCGGCUAAAAUGUUGAUAAAUAGUAGUCCAGGACGUGACUGGCUAGCUUUAGCUCGUCGCUUAGGUUAUACUGAUAAAGAUGUAGCUAGAUUGGUUGACGAUGUUUCACCUUCUCUUGCUUUAAUUCAUGACUGGUUCGAAAGCAAUGGACGAACUCGUUACUGUAUUGAUGUUCUUAUGUCUUGCCUUCAAAUGAUUUCCCGUGAAGAUGUACGACAAAUAAUUGAAGUAGAUUUACAGCCAAUUGGUUCGGCUCCUCCAGUAUUCCUCAGCUAUCAAUGGGACUCUCAAAAGCUGGUGCUUGAUCUUAGACGUCGCUUAGAAAUGGCCGGUUUCCCUUGUUGGAUGGAUAUUGGCUUAAUGGGUGGAGGUGAUUCCCUUUAUGGUAAAAUUUACGAGGGAAUCAGCAAAGCUCGAGUCAUCAUUGCUUGUUUAACUCCUCGCUAUGCUUCUUCAAGGAUUUGUGCGCGUGAAGUGACUCUUGCCGAUGUCCUGAGGAAGCCCAUUUUACCAGUAAUGCUUGAACCAACUCCUUGGCCACCUCCAGGACCAAUGGCUGUAGUUAUGAGCUCUCUUGUUUUCGUCGAUUUGUGCGGUGUUGGUGGUCAUGGAGGGAUUGGUAAAAGUGGUGAUUCUGAAACUCGAUUUCGUGAUAUCCUUAACACCAUUUCUCGAUGCAUUGCUGGUAAUCCUGAUGCAGCGAUUCCUUCUCGUAAUCAAACUUUACAACAUCUAUUCUACCCAAGAUCAGGCGACCCAAGGCUCAGUUUAACUACAAUUACACCCGAUUUGAGGUCAGAUAGCCCACCUUUGCCACAAGAAAGACCCACAACGUCGGGUGAAGCAGAAGAGAUAGCAGAUUAUUAUGCCAUGGAAAGAACGGUCGAACAAGCUUCUGGCGAUGAAAUGUCGGUCGUUUCUCGACUCACAAACAAUCCAAACAAUAACAACAAUAGGAUAUCAAACUGUUCAAUUUGUAAUAUCGUUUAAAUAAUGUUUAUUCAAUUUUGUAAACAAAAAUGCCAUAUUUCAUGUUCAA